This is a messenger RNA of Entamoeba histolytica HM-1:IMSS, 1080 nucleotides long. Its product is annotated as deoxyuridine 5'-triphosphate nucleotidohydrolase domain containing protein. NCBI's taxonomy places the organism in Eukaryota, Evosea, Mastigamoebida, Endamoebidae. Gene Ontology annotation, molecular function: dUTP diphosphatase activity; magnesium ion binding. The transcript has a single exon. Gene Ontology annotation, biological process: dUMP biosynthetic process; dUTP catabolic process. Bases 1 to 1080 code for a protein of 359 amino acids. The record is from RefSeq and is a predicted model, not a curated record.
AUGAACAAGUAUAGCGGUGCAAUUGUUAUAAGUGGAAGUAUAGGAGUUGGAAAAACAACAACAAUACAAGCAUUAAUUGAAUAUUUUAAUAAAGAGAAUGUAGGAAUAAUAGAAGAAUAUAUUGAUUAUUCACCUAGAAUUGGAAAAAUGUUAAUAUCAGAUGUAGGGAAUGGAAUAGAAAGAAAUUACACAUUACAAAAAUUUAUUCUUCAAUGUUAUGAAGAACAAUUAAAAAAUAAUAAAAAUAAAAAAGUAAUAAUUAUUGAACGACAUCCUCGUGAAGCAAUUGAAGUAUUUUGUGAAAUAGAUAAAACAAUGACAGAAAAAGAAAGAGAAGAAAUUACGAAUAAAAUAUAUUUAAUAGAAAAAGAAUACCAAUUAGAAUAUAAUAAAUAUAAUACAUAUUGUAUUUCAACUGAUUAUGCAACUCCAAAUAUUAUAGCAAGAAAUAUCUUUACAGAAUGGAUAAAAAGAGAAAAUAUAGAAAAUGAAACAUUUCAUGUAUUUUUAUAUGCUAAUGAAGAAAAUCAAAAGAAAAGAAUUAUAAAAAGAAAUAGAGGAGUUAUUUCAGAAAUGAAUUUUUAUUAUGUUAAUCAAAUUAAUACUCUUUAUAAACAUUAUUUAAAUGAACAUUUUACUUCUAAAGAAAAUAAUGAAGAAACAUUAUUUAUUAAAAAAUUACAUAAAGAUGCAAUUAUUCCUACAAGAGGAACAGAACAAUCAGUAGGUUUUGAUUUAUAUAGCAUUGAUGAUAAUAUUAUUUAUCCACAUGAUAGAUGUUUAAUUUCUACAGGAAUUGCUGUACAAAUUCCACAUUUCUGUUAUGGUAGAGUUGCACCACGUUCAUCAUUAGCAAUUAAAUAUGGAAUUGAUAUUGGAGGAGGAGUUAUUGAUGAAGAUUAUAGAGGAGAAAUAAAAGUAAUAGUAUUUAAUCAUUCAAAUACUAUAUAUAAAUGCAAGAAAGGAGAUAGAGUUGCUCUACUUAUUAUUGAAAAAAUAAAACAAUGUAAAAUUGAAGAAGUGAAAGAAAUAAGUGAAACAAUAAGAGGAGAGAAAGGAUUUGGAUCAACAGGUAAAUGA